GAUCAAAAUCGUUCGCUUUCUUCUGCCCUAAAAUUGACGAUCUCAAAGCCUCCGCCUUCGGCCCCCGCCUUCGACCUCAGCCGUCUCCAUUCAAGCCUCCGCCUUCGACCUCCGCCCUCUGCCUUCAACCUCCGCCGUCUCCAAGCCUCCGCCUUCGACUUCAGCCGUCUCGAAGGCUCCGCUUUCGACCGACUUCAAGCCUCCGCCUUCAAGCUCGACCGACCAUCAACAGCGACCUACGAAAAUUCUCCUCCUCGGUUUCUUCUAACACUAAGGUUGAUGUGCUCAUUGACUGCAAACAAGACGUAAUGAUGAUUAAACACAUUAUUGGAACUAGGAAGUUGAGAAAUGGAAUCAUAAAUGGGCUUAAUGAGAUAUCACUUGCUUGUCCUCCGAGAGUAAACGAUGGAAUCUUUCAAAAUUGGCUUGCCUGGUCUUCACAAAAGCGGUGGAUGACCAAGAGUAAACGAGUGCAGGACAGAAGCCAGAAUAAGAGAGUGCACGACCUUGAAAUUGCUACAGAACGAUGGAAAGUGAUAUCGAAGGUGUUAGUUAUAAUGGAAGUUCUUAGGAAAGAACCGGAACAAAUCAUACCCUUGAGACGGUUGGAACAAUACAAGCAACAAAUUAAUCUUAGCAAGCCUCACAAGGUUUCUGACUUCAUUAAGAAAUCUCCAAAGCUUUUUGAGCUCUACAGAGACAAGAAAGGAGUUAUAUGGUGUGGGCUGACACAGAAGGCCGAAGAGCUCGUCAAAGAAGAGAAUAGGCUGCUUGAAGCUCAUACAAACAAAGCAGUUGAAUAUGUCACAAGGUUAUUGAUGAUGUCAGUGGAUAAGAGACUUCCAAUGGACAAAGUUGCCCAUUUUAGAAGAGACAUUUGCUUUCCAUUUGAUUUCAGAACUAGAUGGGUUCAUAUGUUCCCCGAAUAUUUUAGAGUUGUUAAAAGGGAUGAUGCUGAGUUCUUGGAGCUUACUUCUUGGAAUCCUUCUUGGGCUGUGACAGAAAUAGAGAAGAGAGCUAUGAUGGGGACUAAUUAUGCGCCUGAGUCUCAUUCACCGGGAAUUCUUUCCCUUCCUUUUCCAAUGAAAUUUCCUUCUAAUUUCAAGAAAAUAUUCAGAAUUGGUGGAAAAAUCGAACAUUUUCAGAAGAGAGCGUAUCUGUCUCCAUAUGCUGAUGCUAGAGAGCUAACUCCUGGCUCGCAAGAAUUUGAUAAGCGGGCAGUUGCAGUUAUGCAUGAGAUAUUGAGCUUUACCAUUGAAAAGAGGCUUGUUACAGAUCAUCUCACACAUUUUCGUAGGGAGUUUGUUAUGCCUCAGAAGCUGAUGAGAAUACUGCUGAAGCACUAUGGCAUUUUCUACGUUUCUGAAAGGGGAAAGAGGUUCAGUGCAUUUUUGACGGAAGCAUAUGAAGGUUCGGAGUUGAUUGAUAAGUCUCCUUUAUAUCUUUGGAAGGAAAAGAUCUUGCGUCUCACUGGUUAUAGAGGAAGGAGGAAAAGAAUUGAGAGUUACAAUGGCAGUUCUGAUGAUGAGGAAGAUAAACUUUUCGACGAUGAUCAUGAUACUAAACCAUCGUUCUUAAAAAUCAAGGAUGAAGAAGAUGUUGAUACACUUGAGGAUGCUUCCCUUGCAGAGGAUUCUGAGAUGGAUAUUGGAGAUGUGUUUGAGGAAUACUAGGAUACGUGAUGCCAUUUAAGGGCGUCCCCCGGAAGCGACACAUUACAUCGAUGUCACCCCUGGUGUAAUGACAAUUCGAUUCAUCAAUGGCAGCCUUUCAGUUAUCUGGAUCCGUAGUCACUGGAAAAGUCCCUUCUUUCAAUGGGCUUCGCCUCUCUAAAACCACAUUUGCCGCCCCCUCAUCAGUUGGAGCUUCUGGGCUCGGCAUCGUACAGAGGUCCUACAGGGGUUUUGUUGUCAAGGCUGCCACUGUUGUUUCCCCCAAGGAGAGAGAAAAACUAUCAAUUCAGAGUUAUGGCAUGCUUGUGCUGGACCUCUUGUGUCUUUGCCUCCAGUUGGCAGCCUUGUGGUCUAUUCCCCUCAAGGUCAUAGUGAACAGGUAGCAGCUUCAAUGCAUAAGGAGAUUGAUAGCGUCCCAAGUUAUCCCUCGUUGCCAUCUAAGCUUAUAUGUGUUCUUGUCAGUGUUACCCUUCAUGCUGAUGCUGAACUGAUGAGGUUUAUGCACAAAUGACUCUUCAACUUGUUAACAAACAUGAUAAGGAGGGAUUACCAGCAUCUGAAAUGGGUCUCAAGCAAAACAAGCAUCCUGCAGAAUUCUUUUGCAAGACACUUACAGCAAGUGAUACGAGUUCUCAUGGUGGAUUUUCAGUACCUCGGCGUGCAGCUGAAAAGAUAUUUCCUCCUUAAGAUUUUACAAUGCAACCGCCUUGUCAAGAAUUAGUAGCGAAAGAUUUGCAUGAUGUUUCAUGGGCAUUUCGACAUAUCUAUCGAGGUCAGCCGAAAAGGCAUUUACUGACUACAGAGACGAUAAAUCACAGCUUCUCCUGGGAAUUAGGCGUGCUAAUAGACAACAGCCUGCUCUAGCAUCAUCGGUGCUAUCUAGUGAUAGCAUGCAUAUUGGAAUCCUUGCUGCGGCUGCUCAUGCUGCUGCAAAUAACAGCCCAUUUACUAUCUUUUAUAACCCGAGGUUCAAAAGCGUGGAUCUGUUGGAAGAUCCAUCGAUGUCACCCGUUACAGAGGCUAUGAUGACCUACGUCAAGUCAAGUCCUAGCUCGCAUGUUUGGAAUUGAAAGGCAACUCCGAAGACCCUCAUAGAACCGAUUGGAAACUAGUGUACGAAGAUCAUGAGAACGAUAUUCUGUUGGUUGGAGAUGACCCUUUGGAGGAGUUUGUGACCUGUGUUCAGAGCAUCAAGAUACUGUCAGCAGCAGAGGUUCAACAGCUGCAUCAUUUCAUUAGCGAAUGAAAUAGAGGUUUCGGGGAGAGGUCUGGAUCACUGUAUUCAAGAUGUUUUGUUGUAACCAUAGAAAUCAGAUAGUGCUAAAUAUAAAACGCUUUAGGUGAAAGUAUAUCAUUAUAUAACUGUAGGCUCUAGUAACACAGGAGAGAGUACUGAUGCUGAGGAGUUCAAAGUUUUUGUUAUAAAGGGAAUGUUUUCUGGUUUACGUGAGCAUUGUUCAUUAAGUUGGGCUCUCAACAUAUAUAUAAAAGGGGUGUUUUCUGAUUUA
Messenger RNA from Asparagus officinalis (garden asparagus), 3181 nucleotides. RefSeq names its product protein ROOT PRIMORDIUM DEFECTIVE 1-like. The coding region runs from base 309 to 1673 and encodes 454 amino acids. Lineage: Eukaryota; Viridiplantae; Streptophyta; Magnoliopsida; Asparagales; Asparagaceae. Gene Ontology annotation, molecular function: RNA binding. The record is from RefSeq and is a predicted model, not a curated record. The transcript is spliced from 13 exons.